Messenger RNA from Salvelinus fontinalis (brook trout), 6319 nucleotides. RefSeq names its product janus kinase and microtubule interacting protein 2 (gene jakmip2). Lineage: Eukaryota; Metazoa; Chordata; Actinopteri; Salmoniformes; Salmonidae. The coding region runs from base 490 to 3000 and encodes 836 amino acids. Gene Ontology annotation, molecular function: kinase binding; microtubule binding. The transcript has 22 exons. The record is from RefSeq and is a predicted model, not a curated record.
CUGCUUGUCAUCCUUUUGUCUAUGAGUGGUUGACACCGUUCCCGUGAACGGGGGAUAGAGAGGAGGUAAAGAAGAAAGAAACUGAGACUAGGUCCGUGUAUAUCUUGUGUACAAGCCUUCUCUUCGGGUAUGGCAAGUAGCCCACAGAACCGGAGUUUAUAAAUGGUGGAGUUACAGACACUGCAGUUCCCGGGUGCUGAAGUCGGGGAGCUCGUUCUCGCUGUACGGGAAGGAGGGCGGGGUCUCGUAGCAUCAUCGCUCUCGAUUCAUUGUAAGGCUGCUGAUGCUGAUCAGUAGCGGAGAAAAAACCAAGGGCCAUGGGGACGGGUAUAAAAACCUUAGGCCUUAAUACAUUGUGGAGAUUAAUUACACGCUCUUCUGUCUACUAAGAUCAUGAGGAAGAGGAAGAACUGGAAACCACAGGAGGGCCUCUGUUCGUUUCUAUGAAGUCUCAAUGAAAGCAUUGGAGCAGCUGUAAUAUUUGACUCAAUGGCAAAGAAGGGACGCACUAAGGGCGAGAAGCCCGAAGCGCUCAUCUCUGCUUUACAGGCAGCUAACGAAGAUCUCAGGUCCAAACUGACUGACAUUCAAAUAGAACUUCAUCAAGAGAAAUGCAAGGUGAGUAAGUUGGAGCGUGAGAAGGUGCAGGAGUGCAAGCGCAUCCGGGAGCAGGAGCAGCACCGGCACACGGCCACGCUGACAGAGCAGCGAGCCAAAUGGCACGAGGAGAAGCAGAAGGAGCUCCAGGCGCUCAGAGAGAACCUGGUCCGCCAGCACGAGCAGGAGCAGGCCCGCACCGCCAAGAUCAAGGACCAGGAGAACCAGCGGCUCAAGGCGGCGCUGAGUGCCAUGCGGGACGGCAGCGGAGAGAAGGUGCGCACAGCAUUGACCCUGGAGGCCAAAGAGGAGGCGCGACGCUUCUUCGACGUGGAGAGGGUCAAGCUGCUGCAGGAGAUCUCCGAGCUCAAGCAGACCAAGAAGCAGACAGACGAGGCGCUCAGCACCAUGAUCCAAGCAGAUAAGAUGAAGGCUGGGGACCUGCGCUCCGAGCACCAGAUUCACCAAGAGCAGAUUUCCAAGAUCAAGUGGGACAGCGAGAGGGACAUCCGCAGACUGGUGGAUGAGAUCAAGUCUAAAGAGCGCACCAUCUUCUCUCUGGAGAAGGAGUUUGAGAAUGCCAUUGGCUUGCUGCAGAAGCUGCAGAUGCAGAAGGAUGCCCUGGACGACCAGCUGUUCCUGGUCAAGGAGGCAGAGUGUAACCUGGGCAGCCCCAAGAGAGAGAUCCCCGGACGGGCUGGGGAUGGGGCAGAACACUGUGGCAGCCCGGUACGACAUAGAAAGGCAGAGGGGAACCUGGAAAUGGACAUGCGCAGGAACCAGAGGCGCAUGGCUGACCUCAACUCCACCAUCCGCAAGCUGGAGGACCGCAACUCACUGCUGGUGGAUGAGAGGAAUGAACUGCUGAAGCGUGUGCGGGAGUCUGAGAAGCAGUGCAAGCCCAUGCUGGAAAAGAACAAGGUGCUGAAUAAGAGGAAUGAUGACCUCAGCCAGACCCUGCAGCGCAUGGAAGAGAAACUCAAAGGCCUGGCCAAGGAGAACCUGGAGAUGAAGGAGAAGAUCAGCUCCCACCUGCCACUGAAGAAAGCCAACUGCAAGUCUCUGAAUGAUCUGGACCAGGCGCAUGAUGACCAGGAAAUUGAGUUCCUCAAGCUGCAGGUGCUGGAGCAACAAAGCAUGAUUGACGAGCUGACAAGAGAUAGGGAAAAACUAUUGCGGAAGAAGAGGCAUAAACGAAGCAACAGACCAAUAAAGAGACACAUUGUAGUGGACACCUUCUUUGGAUACGAUGAGGAAUCCAUGGACUCAGAGACGUCCUCCGUGGCUUCGUUUCGCAUGGACCGCACUCCAGCCACUCCUGAUGAAGACCUGGAUGAGGGACUGGUCAAUGAGGAGUCGGAGCUGCGCUUCAGGCAGCUGACCAGAGAGUACCAGGCCUUACAGAGGGCAUACGCCCUGCUGCAGGAACAUCAAGGAGGCCUUCUGGAUGCUGAGAUAGAAGCUAAGGCUCAAGAGCAGCUACAUGCAGACAUUCUCAGGUACAAGGCCAAGAUAGAAGACCUGGAGAAGGAGCUCGCCCACAAAGGACAGGACUCCAAGUGGGUAGAGGAGAAACAGCUGUUCUUCAGGAGGAAUCAGGAGCUGCUGGAAAAGGUGGAGAAGUUAGAUGCAAAAUGUGGUCGACAGCAACAGGAGCUGCAAGACUCCAAGGACCAGAAUGAGCUCCUGGAAUUCAGAAUACUGGAACUAGAGGAGCGUGAGCGAAAGUCCCCUCCGUUUAAUCAUCUCCGCAUGCAUCCGUUCUCCGAGGGUGUCAGCGCCCUACAGAUCUACUGUAUGAAGGAAGGAGUGAAGGAUGUCUGUGUACCUGACCUGAUCAAGCUCCUAGACAUUCUGGGUGAUAAUGGGAACUUGCGAAAUGAGGAGCAAGUGGCCAUUAUUCAAGCUAGCACUGUCCUAUCUCUUGCUGAAAAGUGGAUACAACAGAUUGAGGGAACAGAGGCAGCGCUGCAUCAGAAGAUGAUUGACCUGGAGCUAGAGAUGGAGAUGUUCUGCAAGCAGAAAGGCUAUCUGGAGGAGGAGCUGGACUACAGGAAGUCAGCCCUGGAUCAGGCCUACACGCAAAUCCAGGAGCUGGAGGCUACUCUUUACAACGCGCUGCAGCAGGACAAGGUGAUUGGGUACGGCGAGCCUCUGAGUGACAUGCAGAAGGACGAGCUACGUACGUCCGUGGAGAAGCUACGCAGACAGAUGCUAAGGAAGAGCAGAGAGUUCGACUGUCAGGUUCUGGCUGAGAGGAUGGAGCUGCUCCACCAGGCCCAUCAGAGAAUCCGAGACCUGGAGGAUAAGACAGACAUUCAGAGGAGACAAAUUAAGGAUCUGGAGGAGAAGUUUUUGUUUCUGUUCUUAUUCUUUUCUCUUGCCUUUAUCCUUUGGCCUUGAUGUCUGUGACAUCUCCUGCAGCAGAGACAGCGUGGAAACCUGGAGAUUGUGUUUGUGACUGCAGUGGGUUUUAUUUUGGGGAGAAGAGAGUCGACUUUGUGACUCAUAUUGUAACAGUGAGUGGAUAUGGAACUGUUGUGUGUCGGACAUGGCUGGGAAUUCACACCUGUUUGAUUUGGGACCUCACUCUGGGGAUAUACAUAAUGUAUGCUGCACUGGACUGAACCCUGGACCAUGGAGCUUCUCUCAACUCAGUGGGAUAACUGGAACAGAACCCUCAGUCGGAAAACACGCACACACAUACACACACACGUGUAAACAGUCAUAUACACUGUACACGCUGAUACAAACAUACUGGAAACACACACGCAUGCACACACAUCAACCCACUUUUUAAGACAUAAAGGAAACCAAAGUCUAGGAGAUCUUAUCUCUGCCAUGCAGGGGAACGCUACACCAUCCAUCUACUCCAAGACUACACCCUGACUACAUACCGGCUACCCCCAGACUACCCCCCGACUACCCCCAGAGUACCCCCCCAGAGUACCCCCCGACUAUCCCCAGACUACCCCCCGACUACCCCCAGAGUACCCCCCGACUAGCCCCAGACUACCCCCAGAGUACCCCCCGACUAGCCCCAGACUACCCCCAGACUAUACACGGAAGAGGACAGGAAAGACUGCUGUAGGCUACAUCAACAGGCCUCACCAGACCACAGUCCUUCCAACUCUCUCCCUCUCUCUCUUAUAAACCUGAUCGGACGCUCUUAUGUGUGAAUGCACCCCUUCACAGGAGUGACGAGACAUGAUCAGGGCCUGUGAGUGUGGUGACUGACUGAUCUGAUGGUGACUGAAUGACUGAUCUGAUGGUGACUGAAUGACUGAUCUGAUGGUGACUGACUGAUCUGAUGGUGACUGACUGUUCUAAAGGUGACUGACUGAUCUGAUUGUGACCGACUGAUCUGAUGGUGACUGACUGACUGUUCUGAUGGUGACUGACUGACUGAUCUGAUGGUGACUAACUAUUCUGAUGGUGACUCUGAUCUGAUGGUGACUGACUAUUCUGAUGGUGACUGACUGACUGAUCUGAUGGUGACAGACUGUUCUGAUGGUGACUGACUGUUCUGAUGGUGACUCUGAUCUGAUGGUUACUGACAGUUCUGAUGGUGACUCUGAUCUGAUGGUUACUGACUGUUCUGAUGGUAACUGGCUGAUCUGAUGGUGACUGACUGACUGUUCUGAUGGUGACUCUGAUCUGAUGGUGACUGACUGACUGUUCUGAUGGUGACUCUGUUCUGAUGGUGACUGACUAACUAUUCUGAUGGUGACUGACUGACUGUUCUGAUGGUGACUCUGUUCUGAUGGUGACUGACUGACUGUUCUGAUGGUGACUAACUGUUCUGAUGGUGACGGACUGACUGUUCUGAUGGUUACUGGCUGAUCUGAUGGUGACUGACUGACUGUUCUGAUGGAGACGGACUGACUGUUCUGAUGGUAACUGGCUGAUCUGAUGGUGACUGACUGACUGUUCUGAUGGUGACGGACUGACUGAUCUGAUGGUGACUAACUAUUCUGAUGGUGACUGACUGACUGUUCUGAUGGUAACUGACUGACUGUUCUGAUGGUGACUCUGAUCUGAUGGUGACUGACUAUUCUGAUGGUGACUGACUGACUGUUCUGAUGGUGACAGACUGACUGUUCUGAUUGUGACGGACUGUUCUGAUGGUGACUGACUGACUGUUCUGAUUGUGACGGACUGUUCUGAUGGUGACUGACUGACUGUUCUGAUUGUGACGGACUGUUCUGAUGGUGACUGACUGACUGUUCUGAUCGUGACGGACUGUUCUGAUGGUGACUGACUGACUGUUCUGAUUGUGACAGACUGUUCUGAUGGUGACUGACUGACUGUUCUGUGACCAGGAGACACAGGACAUGGGACACCCAGGAUAAUGUGUCUCCUCUGGUCUCAGACCAGCUGAAACAGCUCAGGUGAUGGCAGAGAGAGAGAAGUACGGGAGAGAGGAUCCACUAUGUGCUCACACACUGACCCACCAGAUCUUCUUUUCAACAGAAGACCAAGGUUUCUGUUUGUAGACUUUAACUGUACUUUUUUAAACCAGCGGACAGAAUGGAAUUAGGUCUCUGGUUCUCCUUCCUUUCCUUUUUUAAUAAACCAAAAGUCCCAGUCGAUCCCCAUGUACCAAGAUUUCCACAGAGAAAAAAGACCCUCUAUAUGGCUGUGUAAUAUAUAGAUUUGUUGAUAUGUACAUGUGUCUUGAUGAUUUCCUGUAGUCUCUUUUCUUCUUUCUGUGAAUAUGACCUCUUUCUCCUCUGCAGCUUGAACAGUAGAACUACUCAGCCGUUUCUAAAUACUCCAACAUAUGAAACACUCUGUUUAUUGUGGUGACAGCUGCAAAUGAACUUUAUUUCCUCAAUUGUACUGAACUUAAAAUAAUUGAAAUAUCGAUAUUCUCCUCCACCCUUUUUCCUUUCACAUUCCCUCUCUUUUGUACUCUUUCAAGAUGGUCAAUUGUAGCCUACCAGCAGGAGUUUCAUGGUUUAUACUGAAUGACGAUUACCACUCCCUUUAAAUGAACAGUAAACACUAUGUCCCAGCUACCUACCUGCAUCCUAAACAGCUCUGGCUGAUUGUGGUCAUUGUCUUCUCAGCAAAGCGAUCAGGAAUACUGUAAAACGAAAAGGAAUACGGUACCUCUUUCAGCAAUGACAUGCCGUUUUGCUCUACUGUAUUUUACUAACACCCCUUUCAGCACCAUGGACACCACAGGGGUUGGUUCUAACCUUCCUAACCCACCACCCCCAUCUCCCAACUGAAAUAGGAGAAAGUUGACGAAAUGUCUACCUGCUGGUUCUGCUUCUCUCCUUUCACCCUGACUAUGUCCUGGUCCUGCAAUAUAACUACAUGUCCCUGUCCAACCUCUCACCCAGCCACGCUAGCCCCCGCACCCGGCCCUAUCUGGAGGCCUAGGAACCCAAAGCAUCCCAUUACAUACCUGUACAUGUCCCACUUCUCUUACAUUACACUGUAGGAGAAUGAUUGACACUGUUUUGGAGCAAACUCAGCCAACUAGCGAUUGCCUUAAAUGCGCUUUCCCCAUCAAUUUGUAAGUUAUUUUUAAUGAUUAUGUUUUUGAUCAGUUAGUAUGAUUAUGUAAUGUUGUACAUUUCUGUUCACCGAGGACAUUGAUUUGUACAUCUUUACCCUCCUGUCUUCCAAUGAGAAUUUAACCCCCUCCUCUUUCAAGUAUAUUAAACAAACAAAAAGGGAUAAUGAUGAAAAUAAAAGUUCAUGGCUUGCA